Messenger RNA from Gossypium arboreum, 918 nucleotides. RefSeq lists its product as uncharacterized. NCBI's taxonomy places the organism in Eukaryota, Viridiplantae, Streptophyta, Magnoliopsida, Malvales, Malvaceae. Bases 1 to 918 code for a protein of 305 amino acids. The record is from RefSeq and is a predicted model, not a curated record. The transcript has 5 exons.
AUGGAAAGGAUUAGAAGAAGCUAUGGAUAUAUGAAUGGUUUUGAUGUGCAAGCUGAUGGCUCGAAAGUUGGAUUAUCAUUGGCAUGGAAACAAGAUAUUCAAAGAGGAGGGGUUCCAAGAGAGGAAAAGAGAAUGGAGGCUUUGCGUGCUGCUCUUGAAGAGUGUCAAUUAAUGGAUGUAGGAUUUUCAUGUGUAUGGUUCACAUGGGAAAGGGGCAAUUCAGCUGUAACAAAUAUACAGGAAAGGCUUGACAGAAGGGUAGUGAAUGAAGCAUGGUUUUCGGCUUUUCCACAUGCACAGAUAGCAAAGGACGCUUGGGACAGCAUGCAAGGGUUGUUACCGGAUAAGCUGGAAGAUCUAAAGCAGAAAAUUAGUCAAUGGGCAUUUCAAAUAAAGAAAAACAGACAGGGUGUCAAACAGCACCUACAUAGGAAAUUGGAUAGAUUAUUGGAGGAGGAUAGGAUCAAUGAAAACCUAGCUGAAAUUAUUAAUACAAAAAUACAUCUUAAUCAGGAAAUUAAUAAAGAUGAAGUUUAUUGUAAACAAAGAGCUCGUGCAAAUUGGCUAAAAUUGGGAGAUAGAAAUACCGCAUUCUUUCACAGCUUGCAGAACAAUCUUGGGGAACACGUGUGUGAUGAGGAUGGGAUGGCAACGAUUGCAAAGAAUUAUUUUCAGGACCUGUUUAUGUUGAGAGGAAUUAGCAAUCUAAAAUCGAUUUUAGAAAGAGUGGAAAGAUGUAUCAUUGAAGACAUUAAUGCAAAGCUCAUGACAAAAUACACUGCAGAAGAAAUAUGGACAGCUCUGAAGUCAAUAGGCCCCACAAAGGCUCCUGAUGAUGAUGGAUUCCCAGCAAUUUUCUUCCAAAAAUGCUGGCACAUAGUAGGAAGUGAGGGAGGCAACGAUUUUAGGAGCUUGUAA